UUUCAGUUCUCUCGCUACCGUGACUAAGAUGGAAGCCUUUGUGGAGCCUCGGCUGGGACACUGGGCCGGGGGCCCGGCUCCGGGGCAGUUUUACCGCGUUCCAUCCGCUGCGGGUUCCUUAGUGGGUCCAGCCUCCGCGCUCUACGGGGCUCCAGCUACGCGCACCCAGAACCCCAUGGUGACCGGGACCUCGGUCCUGGGCGUGAAGUUCGAGGGCGGGGUGGUGAUCGCGGCGGACAUGCUGGGCUCCUACGGCUCCUUGGCCCGCUUCCGCAACAUUUCCCGCAUCAUGAAAGUCAACAACAGCACCAUGCUGGGCGCUUCCGGGGACUACGCCGACUUCCAGCAUGUGAAGCAAGUCAUCGACCAGAUGGUGAUUGACGAGGAACUUCUGGGAGACGGCCACAGCUACAGCCCGAGAGCCAUCCAUUCAUGGCUGACCAGGGCGCUGUACAACCGCCGCUCCAAGAUGAACCCCCUGUGGAACACCAUGGUCAUUGGAGGCUAUGCUGAUGGAGAAAGCUUCCUAGGUUACGUGGACAUGCUCGGGGUAGCCUACGAAGCCCCUUCAUUGGCCACUGGUUAUGGUGCAUACUUGGCUCAGCCCCUGCUGAGAGAAGUUCUGGAGAAGCAGCCAGUGCUGAGCCAGACCGAGGCCCGAGAGCUAGUGGAACGUUGCAUGCGAGUCCUGUACUACCGAGAUGCCCGUUCCUACAACCGGUUCCAAAUUGCCACUGUAACUGAAAAAGGUGUGGAAAUAGAGGGACCACUGUCUGCAGAGACCAGCUGGGAUAUUGCUCACAUGAUCAGUGGCUUUGAAUGAAAUAGACGCCAUUGCCUGGAACUGAAGUUGCACCCUCCUUUGAACUUGUAUGAAUCAAAGGUAGAAUUUUUUUUUUGUAAAAUAAAUCAGAUUUGAAACGCUU
Molecule: messenger RNA, 926 nt
Organism: Erinaceus europaeus (western European hedgehog)
Lineage: Eukaryota; Metazoa; Chordata; Mammalia; Eulipotyphla; Erinaceidae
Gene: PSMB4
Product: proteasome 20S subunit beta 4
Exons: 7
Coding region: 29-823 (264 amino acids)
Cellular component (GO): proteasome core complex
Source: RefSeq, a predicted model, not a curated record